CCGGGGGGCGCUGGGCCUCUGCUGCAAGCUGACCCGCGCCCUGCUUCUCCCCCAGAGUCAGCCGAGGAGCACUUGGGAGAGACACCCCAGCACUGCGGGGACAGCGACUCUCCCAGCACUCACUGUUGAUGGGUGAGAUGACUGCGAGGAAGCAGGAGGCCGACGACUCGAUGGAGCCAGCAUGCAUGCUGUGUGGCCGGGCAGAGGCUGACCCGGACAUCUGCGGGUACAAACUACAGAAGCGAGGGCUCUGCGCCCAUCUCUUUUGCCUGGUGAGUGCCCCCGGGGCUCCCUCCAGCUUGCCGACAGGCAGCCCCGGCCACGCUCUCCUCCUCAUCACCUCCUUGUCUUGUCUUUCCUGCGCAGUUUUUUGCCAACAGCCUCUUCCAGAAAGAGUCCCACAACGUGGGCCUGAUGGGAUUCCCCCUGAGGGAUAUUCGCCAUACAGUCAAGCAGGCAUCACAGCAGGUAAGGAUUGGACAAGCUCAGGGAGAUCUGUGGUGCCACGGGAGCGGUGUGGGAGCUUAGCCCAGACCCCAAGAAAGAAAUCCCAGCCCUUCCAAGCAGCUCUGGGACAAAAGUCUCGCGCCCAGCAGCUCCACAGAGCCUCCACCCAGACCCAGCACAGGAGCCUCGUGCGCCGGGCGCAUCCGCGGGCUCUAACCCGUCAGUGGGGCAGCAUCCUGCGCCUGCCCGGAGGCGUGGGGCUGGCUCUGGAGGCCCUGAGGCUGCCGCUGAUGGGGGCUGCUCUGCUCUUUCCAGCGCUGCUUCGUCUGUG
Tyto alba (common barn owl) is the source of this 778-nucleotide messenger RNA. RefSeq lists its product as uncharacterized. The transcript has 2 exons. Lineage: Eukaryota; Metazoa; Chordata; Aves; Strigiformes; Tytonidae. The annotation marks the transcript as partial. The record is from RefSeq and is a predicted model, not a curated record.